UUGCCCUCAACGCCGCCUGGCCACACUGAGAUUCGCGUGUAUGUGUGCAUUACGCGUAUUAUUACGCGAAUUAAGAGCGUCGAAUUGAAACAAAUAUUUGGGAGUCGAGCCGGUCGCCAGAGUUCCACGGUUGCCGCCAACGCCGAGCCUAGGUAUCCAGCCAACCGGGCCAUGUACGCCACGAACAAUGGCGGCACGAACAAGGCGCCAAACAGCAAUGCCACCUCCAUGUUCGACAACACCAUCACAGUGACGCCCAUUAAGGUGGAACUGGGCCAGGCGUAUGCAAAGUCACAGAAUCCUGCGGCGGCGGUGGCCAUGCAGCGAAGGACUCCCAAUGCAGUGGUGGUCACCACGUCCUCCUCUUCCUCCGCGCAACAACAACAGCAGCAGCAACAACACCAACAACAGCAGCAACAGCAUCAGGCGAUACCCAUGGGCAGUCUGGUAUCCAAUGCCUGCACCUUGGUUAAUCCCAGCAUGAGUGUGACGGUGAACACCACCACCACCACCACCGGGAGCACCGCCAAGGAGCCCAAGACCACCAAGGCCACGCGGGCUCAGGUGGCCCGCAAACCGCCGCCCACCAUCGACAACUUCUGGCCAAACAUUGUAAGCGAGGUGCACGGAAUUGGCCAGGUGGAUGCCAAGCACCAGGUGCUGCCGCUGGCGCGCAUCAAGAAGAUCAUGAAGCUGGACGAGAAUGCCAAGAUGAUUGCCGGCGAGGCGCCGCUGCUGUUUGCCAAGGCCUGCGAGUACUUCAUCCAGGAGCUGACCAUGCACGCCUGGGUACACACCGAGGAGAGCCGGCGGCGCACGCUCCAGCGCUCGGACAUUGCCCAGGCCAUCGCCAACUACGACCAGUUCGACUUCCUCAUCGACAUUGUGCCGCGCGAGGAGAUCAAGCCGUCGUCGGCGCAGAAGGGCAAGGAUGGUGGCAGCAGUUCCGGCUCCAGCGGAAUGGCCGGUUCGGCCAGCGGCCAUGCCGCCUCCACGUCCAACUCAGCCACCUCCAAUGCGGCCGCCUCCGUGGCUGGCACUGCUUCCGCCACGGGCAACUUUGUAGCCAGUGGAUCCAAUGUACCUGCGGCGACGGCUGGCGGCCUCAAGCUGGACACCACGGGCACAGCACCAGCCGCGGAGGUGCUCGGCUUUAGCACCGUCAAUCCGGAUAUCUUCUCAGCGCAACUGCAGCAGCAGCAACAACAGCAGCAGCAGCAACAUGCCGCCCAACAGCAGCAGCAACAACAGCAGCAGCAGCAUCACCAAGCGCAUCCUCAGCAAGUACAGAUCAUUCAGCAGGGCGCCGGUGGUCAGCAGUUGCAGUACUUCAUCGCGCUGCCCGGCCAGCAGGCGGCGCAGCUCGUCCAGCAGGUGCAACAGCAGCCGCAGCCCGCCCAGAACCAUCUGCCCAACAGCCUGGGCAUCAACAUAGUCUCGGCCCAGCAACCCACGCAGCAGUUGAUCCUCACCGCCGGUCCCAAUGGCCAGCUGACCGCCACGCCAGCGCCGCAAACGGCCGCUCAGCAGCAGACGGCCCUGCUCCAGAAUCUCGCCCAGCAGCAACAGCAGCACCAGCAACAACAGCAGCAGAUCCAGCUUCUCCAGCAAGUGGUGACGCCCACCGGCGAGCUGACUAAUGUACCGAUCGCCAUCAAUGCCAACCACUUGCAUCUACUGCAGCGGCUGCAAAUGCAACAGCAGCAGCAACAACAGCAGCAGCAACAGCAGCAGCAGCAACAACAGGUCAUCAUCCCCACCCAGCUGCUGACGGCGCAGCAACUGCUGCAGUUAGGCGCAGCACCCACGGUGGCGCAUCAGCAGCAGCAACAGCAGCAGCAGCAAGUCCAGGUGCAAGUCCAGCAGCAGCAUGCCAAUCUCAGCCAGGGCAACGCCAGCGCAGUGGCCAGUGGCACGCCGAUCUUCAUCAACUCGACCAUGUCCAGUGCCCAGGCGGCUACGCAGGUUCAGCAGCAGGCGGCGCAACAGCAGCAACAGCAGCAGCAGGUGCAAACGAUCUCCACGAUGUCCGCGGAUCGCACACUAACCGGCGGAUUUCGGUAAAAGAGAGAACGGGAGAGAACUCAAUCCGAACGGACGGUCAGUUGGCAAUCAUAUCGAAGCAUCGGGAGGCAUUGGAAUCGGGAAUCGGAAAUCGGGCAUUGGCAACAACGGGCAUUGAUUGCGCCAUCCCCUGUCAUCCAGCACAAUGUAUAAUAUUAUAGUUUACGUAGGUGUAUACCAUUGUAUAUCGGAGGAGAUUAUAUAUAGCUAGUGUCUAAGACGUAGGCAUCAUGUGUGUAGAAAAGAUUUCUCAAUUGUAAUUUAUUGCUGUCCCCAAUGGCUGCAGGUUUCACCUCCUUCAAAAAAGAAAACACCGCCACAUCCACCACCUCUUUUAAACCUAGCACUUAGAGAGAGAAUAUUGGGAACCUUAGUGUACGACGCGGAUGCCACCGAUCCAAAGCAUAACCCAGCGUUUCGUGUGGCAUCCGCGGUUUAUUAUGUAUUUGUACUUCUAACUAAGCUAAGCUCUGAUAAACAAUUAUAAGCCACCAAGGACUAUGUGCCAGA
Molecule: messenger RNA, 2574 nt
Organism: Drosophila gunungcola (fruit fly)
Lineage: Eukaryota; Metazoa; Arthropoda; Insecta; Diptera; Drosophilidae
Gene: Nf-YC
Product: AF4/FMR2 family member lilli
Exons: 3
Coding region: 172-2064 (630 amino acids)
Biological process (GO): regulation of DNA-templated transcription
Cellular component (GO): nucleus; CCAAT-binding factor complex
Molecular function (GO): protein heterodimerization activity; DNA-binding transcription activator activity, RNA polymerase II-specific
Source: RefSeq, a predicted model, not a curated record